AUGGAUUCAAACUUACGAUUCAUACCCGAUGAACUCAGUUGGAUGGUGAAAAAAAGUGAUAUGUGCUACUCGGUAUCCGAUUUAAAGAAUAGAACCAAUUGGAAUAAUAUAGAAAUUGAGAAAGAGAACGAUGGACAAUCUGUGCAUUUGAUUAGUCAAUGGUAUCAAGAAUCGAAUAUACGUCGGCGUCAUGAGCUCAUUGCUGUGCUCCAUAUGAAUGUCAUAAAUAACGCUGUCUCAAAAAUUCAUCUCCUUCAACCAAGUGGAAAACCAUGCACAGUUGCACGAGAUGUACAAGUGGAUCCGCAUUUUCCUGUUGCUAUGCUUAAAUCUAAACUGGUUAUUCGGUUUUUAGACAACUUCUCAACUGAACGUUUAACUAUUCAACAAGCCAUAGAAUAUGCCAACAGCAACAUUGAAAAUGCGUAUGUUGCUCUAAUCAAUCUAGAUACAUUUUUUGAUCAAAGCUUAUCGAUACUAGCAAGUGCCCCUAUGACUAGCCAUAAAACGGUUUUCUACAUUUCUCGAUAUGAAAUUGAUCCAAAAUCUACGAAACUUGGUACACAAUGUUCAAGAAAGUACAUGGGAAGUCAUGACGCUCUCAUAUUUCAACCACCUGUUUCUUCUCGAAUCGCACAUGCAUUACCUUUCGAAAUGGGAACAUGGCACAUUGAAACAAAAGUUAUAUAUGAAUUCGGUCAGCGAGGUUACAGAGUGCGCAAUGUGUGCAAAACGCUACGUAUUUGGCAUUUGCAUUCGAGCCAAGUGCGCCAUCGGCUAAUGCCAGACAAGCGGUAUGUAUCCCGACAUCAAUAUCACAUGGUGAUUCGGCCUCCUGAAACUCUUUAA
Messenger RNA from Rotaria socialis, 849 nucleotides. The record is from the annotation of a GenBank genome assembly. Lineage: Eukaryota; Metazoa; Rotifera; Eurotatoria; Philodinida; Philodinidae.